Molecule: messenger RNA, 1989 nt
Organism: Colletotrichum destructivum
Lineage: Eukaryota; Fungi; Ascomycota; Sordariomycetes; Glomerellales; Glomerellaceae
Product: Putative phosphatidylinositol-specific phospholipase C, X domain, C2 domain superfamily
Exons: 1
Coding region: 1-1989 (662 amino acids)
Biological process (GO): phosphatidylinositol-mediated signaling; release of sequestered calcium ion into cytosol; lipid metabolic process
Molecular function (GO): phosphatidylinositol-4,5-bisphosphate phospholipase C activity
Source: RefSeq, a predicted model, not a curated record
AUGACCAGCAUGUCACACGACUUCCCGAUCCAUCAGUACAAGGCCGGCGGCGGCCACCCCAGCGGCCAGCGCGAGGGCAUCCGGGAGAAGCUGGACGAGUCGAUCCUGGGCCACCUCGCGCGGCUGUUUAACCGGUACGCCGGCCCGAACAACACGUGGCACCGCGACCAGAUCGGCAUCUUCAUGCAGCACGUGCAGGCCGAGGACCCGAACGGCCUGGCGGGCUACCUCGUCGACAGCGACGAGCUGUCGCUGCCGGAGCUGGUGCAGUACGUGACCUCGCCGUGCGGCAACGUGCUCGAGGUGGCAGCGCCGCAGGAUCUGAGCUGGUCACUGAGCAGCUACUUCAUCAGCUCGAGCCACAACACAUACCUCACGGGCAACCAGUUGUCGAGCGACUCGAGCGUCGAGGCGUACCGAGACGUGCUGCUCCGCGGGUGCCGGUGCAUCGAGAUUGACGUCUGGGACGGCGAGGAACGGUACAAGCCAGGAUUCGAGUCGGACACUGCGGCGGCGGAUGGCGGCGGCCGGCCCGAGAAGAUCAGUCGGAGGGACCGCAUGGUGAUGAAGGUCGGCCGGUGGGUCAUGAACAAGUUCGAUCUGGUUGACCCGGAGGGCCGGACCGUCGACGAGAGACUCUCGGACAUCAUCCAGGCCGAGCCGCGGGUGCUGCACGGCUUCACGCUCACCAAGGAGGUGCUCUUCCGCGACGUGUGCAAGGUCGUGCGGGACUACGCCUUCAUCACGUCGGACCUGCCGCUCAUCGUCAGCCUCGAGGUGCACUGCUCGCCGCUCCAGCAGAGCGCCAUGGUCGACAUCAUGGAGGAGACGUGGGGGGACCACCUCCUCCCGGCGCCCGAGGUCGAGCCCGCAGCGCUGCCGUCGCCAGACCAGCUGCGUAACAAGAUCCUCAUCAAGGUGAAAUACGUGCCUGACGUCGACGACGACGAGAACAAGAACGGCACGGGAGACGCCAAUGCCGGAGGUCCAGGAGACGAAGGCGAUGGCGAUGACGUCGACGACGAAAGCGGUAUGCUCGAGGUCGUGACGGACGACGGAGCCGAGAAGAAGACGAAGCGCGUGCCGCCGCCCAAGAUCACGCCGCGGCUGAGCCGGCUCGGGGUGCACACCCGCGGCGUGACGUUCCGGUCGCUCGAGGCGCGCGAGGCGUCGAUGCCGAACCACGUCUUCUCGCUGUCGGAGCGGGCGGCGUUCGCGGUCCAGCGCAAGAUGCCGCGGGCGCUGUUCGCGCACAACCGGGACUUCCUGAUGCGGACGUACCCGCACGGCAUGCGGCUGGACUCGUCCAACUUCGACCCGGUGCUGUUCUGGCGGGCGGGCGUGCAGGUGGUCGCGCUGAACUGGCAGUCGUGGGACGUCGGGAUGGUGCUGAACGAGGGCAUGUUCGCGGGCUCGGACGGGUAUGUCCUGAAGCCGAGGGGGUAUCGUCGGAGGGCUGGCGUCGGCGGCGAAGACGAUGACGACAACGACGACGACGACGACGCAAGAUCGGAUAUCCCGAGCAAGACGCUGGACCGGGUGGCCGUCACGGUGCUGGCGGCGCAGAACAUCCCGCUGCUGAACCGGGGCGACGACCCGGCCCGGUUCGCACCGUACGUCAAGGUCGGGCUGCACACGGAGCCGGACGCGCUGGCGGCCAUGGUGGGCGAGGACGCGAGCGCGGAGCAGGUCAAGCAGGUCGGGUACCGGGGCCAGACGGGGAAAGGCCGGGGCACGAGCCCGGACUUUGGCGGCGACGAGGUGAUUGAGUUCCUCGGCGUCGAGGGCGUCGUGCCAGAGCUGGCGUUUCUGUCGUUCGUCGUCAUGAACGACGUCGUCGGGCCGGACGUCAUGGCGGCGUGGGCGUGCGUCCGGCUGGACCGGCUGAGGCUCGGGUACCGUUUCGUGAGGCUGCUGGACAGGGAGGGGAUGCCGAGCCGGGGCAUCCUGUUGAUCAAGACGGAGGUUGCGGAGGCGGUGGCGGCGUGA